Messenger RNA from Eurytemora carolleeae, 563 nucleotides. RefSeq lists its product as uncharacterized. The record is from RefSeq and is a predicted model, not a curated record. Lineage: Eukaryota; Metazoa; Arthropoda; Copepoda; Calanoida; Temoridae.
AACACGAUGGAUCCCAGCGAUCUGGUUGGAGCGGGGGAGGAGGAGAUGGACGUGGAGGAGGAGGUGGCGGUUGCCGCGGUGGAGCCAAGGGAGGAACCAGGAGCAGUUGAGACCCUGGUGGCCGGAGUGUUUGAGAAGGUGGCGGUGGGGGUCUUCACCGCCGCCGUCCAGGCCGAGGUGAAGCAGUUGAUGCCAGCACUGGGGGCCACCUUUUUUGGGUUGAACACCCUGUCCUGCAUGGCGGGCACCAUGUCCGUCCUGCUGGCCAGGAGGGCCUGGAACUGGGGGAGGUCUGUGAGGGAGAGGAGGAGAGUGAGGCGGGUGAACGCCCAGUUUGAUUCCCUGCUGAGCCAGGUGGUUGUCGAGGCAGUGGAGGAGGUCCCUCUGGCGGAGGUACUGCCCAACACCGGGAAGCCCCCCAAGGGCAGGGGCAGGGUAUCUAAGGCCACCCCCCCUAGGAAGAUCUUGAGCCCCAAGAGGUCCAGCCUCAACAGAAGGCUUUCGGCCGUCUGGGCCGACGAGGAAGUGAUCCUCCGGGUCAGGCCUGGUGUGAGGACCCGGAG